Messenger RNA from Capsicum annuum, 1909 nucleotides. RefSeq names its product probable aspartyl aminopeptidase. Bases 252 to 1703 code for a protein of 483 amino acids. Gene Ontology annotation, biological process: proteolysis. Gene Ontology annotation, molecular function: aminopeptidase activity; zinc ion binding. The transcript is spliced from 11 exons. Lineage: Eukaryota; Viridiplantae; Streptophyta; Magnoliopsida; Solanales; Solanaceae. The record is from RefSeq and is a predicted model, not a curated record.
AGGUUAGCAUUAGGAAAGACAAUUACAGCAACAUCCCACUAUUUUAUUUUAUUAUUUUUUCUAAAAAUAUAUUUAUUAAACUAUAUAUAUUUAUCUAUUAGUACUACUUUAUAUAUUAAAAUAUUACUCCUUCUGUCAUCAAUAAUUAUCCAUGAUUAAAUCGAUACGCAGUUAAACUUAUAUCGAGGAUACUCCAAAUAAAAUAAAUCUUGAAUGCGAGUACGAGUACGAGUGUAACAAAGAAUCAAAGGAUGGAGAAUUCAGCAGUAGCAGCCGAUCUGGUGGAUUUCUUGAAUGCUUCUCCUACUGCUUUUCAUGCAGUUGAUGAAGCAAAAAAGAGACUCAAAAGUGCAGGGUAUGUACAAAUAUUUGAGAGAGAAGAUUGGGAUUUGAAAGCUGGCAACAAGUAUUUCUUCACUAGGAAUUACUCUACUAUUGUUGCUUUUGCUAUUGGUAAAAAGUACGUUGCUGGAAAUGGAUUUCACAUAGUUGGUGCUCAUACAGAUAGUCCUUGUCUGAAGCUGAAGCCAGUUUCAAAGGUAACUAAAUGUGGAUUUUUGGAAGUGGGUGUACAAACAUAUGGUGGUGGUCUCUGGCAUACAUGGUUUGAUCGUGAUUUAACAGUUGCCGGAAGGAUGAUCAUAAGAAAGAAGAAAGAUGGUUCUGAAUCCUACUUGCACAAGCUUGUGAGAAUUGAGGAGCCCAUAAUGCGAAUUCCAACUUUAGCAAUUCACUUAGACAGAGAUGUGAAGGAUGGAUUUAAGGUCAACACACAGAACCAUCUUCUGCCAGUAUUGGCUACAUCAAUUAAGGCCGAACUUAAUAAACCAGCUUCAAUUGACAAUUCUAUUGGAAAUGGAGCUCCAAAUGAUGGAAGUAUGUCCAGUAAAAGGGUAAAUCCUGGUGGUGAGCAACAUCAUUCCCUUCUUCUGCAGCUUCUUGCUGCUCAGGCAGGAUGUGAACCAGGUGAUAUAUGUGACUUUGAGUUGCAAGCAUGUGAUACUCAGCCAAGUAUUAUUGCUGGUGCCAUGAAGGAAUUUGUUUUUUCUGGAAGACUGGACAACUUAUGCAUGUCAUUUUGCUCUCUAAAGGCACUGAUAGAUGCUACUUCUGCUGAAAAGAUUCUUGAGGACGAGGUUGGUGUAAGAAUGGUGGCUCUGUUUGAUCAUGAAGAGGUUGGGUCUGAGUCAGCUCAAGGAGCUGGAUCGCCAGUCAUGUUUGAUGCUCUCUCACGAAUUACGAAUACAUUCAGUCCAGAUUCAAAGUUAAUACAGAAAGCAAUCCAGAGGAGCUUCCUGGUCUCUGCUGAUAUGGCACAUGCCUUGCAUCCUAACUAUUCGGACAAGCACGAAGAGAAUCAUCAACCCAAAUUUCAUGGUGGGCUUGUUAUUAAACAUAACGCUAAUCAACGUUAUGCAACCAAUGCUGUCACUUCCUUUGUGUUCAGAGAAAUAGCUGCUAAGCACAACAUUCCUAUUCAGGAUUUUGUGGUUCGCAAUGAUAUGCCAUGUGGCUCUACCAUUGGACCUAUAUUGGCAAGUGGGGUAGGUAUUCGAACCGUUGAUGUAGGAGCACCACAGUGGUCAAUGCACAGCAUAAGAGAAAUGUGCGCGGUGGAUGAUGUGAAGCAUUCGUACGAGCACUUUAAGGCCUUCUUCCAAGAGUUCUCACAGCUUGAUGGGAAGAUUGCUGUUGACAUCUAGCCCAUAUAUGAUUGGUAAUGCCUUGUACUUUUGAAUUACAUAGGAAAAUAAAAAACUUAUUCUGGAGUUCUAAUUUCCCAAAGCUAGAAUUCAACAAUCAAAAGGUUUGACAAUGGACAUGGUCCAUGAAGUUAUGGAACUAGUGCUUGUUUGCAGGGAAUGUUACUCACCUUCUGAGAACUAUAAUUUAUUUUGUUUUGAAAACA